This is a messenger RNA of Xylaria bambusicola, 1524 nucleotides long. RefSeq names its product ammonium transporter. Gene Ontology annotation, biological process: ammonium transmembrane transport. Gene Ontology annotation, cellular component: plasma membrane. The record is from RefSeq and is a predicted model, not a curated record. Lineage: Eukaryota; Fungi; Ascomycota; Sordariomycetes; Xylariales; Xylariaceae. The transcript is spliced from 5 exons. The coding region runs from base 1 to 1524 and encodes 507 amino acids. Gene Ontology annotation, molecular function: ammonium channel activity.
AUGGUCGUGGUGGACGGUGUUGACCUGGAUGGCCUAAACUACAUUCCCAAAUUUCCAUACAAUGGCUCCAUUCCGACGGGAGGUGACUCGUUGAACGAGGAUCUCAAUAUCUUUUACGAGAGCGGCGAUAUAGCAUGGAUGAUCACGUCGACGGCUUUGGUGUUGCUUAUGAUUCCUGGUGUUGGUUUCUUCUACUCGGGGCUUGCCCGUCGCAAGUCUGCCUUAUCUCUGAUAUGGCUUUCCGUCAUGGCUACAGCUGUUACUACGUUCCAAUGGUUCUUCUGGGGUUACUCCUUGACCUUCUCGCACCAUGCCAGCUCGUAUAUCGGUGACCUCUCGAACUUCGGCAUGAAGGACGUACUCGCGCAUCCUUCUGUGGGCUCUUCUAGACUUCCCGAUCUUCUAUUUGCCGUCUACCAAGGCAUGUUCUCGGCGAUCACGGUAGCUCUCGCCACAGGCGCCGUAGCGGAAAGAGGGCGGAUGCUUCCUUGCAUCGUCUUUAUGUUGAUAUGGGCGACCAUCAUCUAUGACCCUAUCGCGUGUUGGACUUGGAAUCCGGCUGGGUGGUCGAACAAGCUAGGUGGCCUAGACUUUGCUGGAGGUACACCGGUACAUAUCGCUUCCGGAUCGGCAGCGCUCGCAUAUUCGAUGAUGCUUGGCAAACGACGCGGCCACGGAACCCAUGAGCUGAAUUUCCGCCCACACAACGUCACUCAUAUUGUUAUUGGGACCGUCUUUCUAUGGGUUGGUUGGUUUGGCUUCAAUGCUGGUAGCGCAUUCUCGGCGAAUAUGAGAGCAGUCAUGGCCGCAUGGGUGACCAACUUAUCAGCGUGCGUUGGUGGUAUCACUUGGUGUGUCCUUGACUAUCGACUAGAACGCAAGUGGUCUACAGUCGGCUUCUGCUCAGGGGUUGUUGCUGGUCUCGUGGCCAUCACACCAGGCUCAGGCUUUGUCCCCUCGUGGGCUGCAGUUCCAUUCGGAGUGCUUGGAGCGUGCUUCGCCAACUACGCUACGAAACUCAAGUUUUUACUUCGAAUUGAUGAUUCGCUAGACAUAUUUGCUGUUCACGCUGUCGGCGGUUUCGUGGGAAACAUUCUUACUGCCUUCUUCGCUGCCGACUAUAUUGCACACCUAGAUGGCGUGACAGUCAUUCCGGGCGGCUGGCUGAAUCAGAACUGGAUACAACUAGCAUAUCAAUUAGCAGACUCGGUGGCUGGAGGUGUAUAUUCUUUUGGCGGCACCUGUAUCAUUCUUUUCAUCAUCAACUUGAUUCCGGGCCUCAAGAUUCGCGCCUCCGAAGAAGCCGAAAUCCUUGGUAUCGACGACGCGGAGAUUGGAGAAUUCGCGUAUGAUUACGUCGAGUUGACGAGAGAAGUACUGACUGAGGUGGAGAACGACGAUGUUCAUAGUCGGUUCUCGGUGGAGGGCAACCCGACUUUUGACCCCCGCGAGAAGAAUAGCAUCCCUUUGAUAGAUGCUAGGGUAUUCUCGAGUCAGUCGUCUCAAGCUCCUCAUGCGCAAUAA